AUGUCCGCCCUACUGUAUGUGCGAGGGUCGCGAUCCCUUAGCACGUCUGCGGCUCGACUGUCCCCCGCUAUCCCGACUCUUAUCGCCUCCGCCUCCACCACCGAAGCCAGUCCGAAGCGCUCUGUUGCCGUCGACUCGAAUGCCUCUCCCUCCUCCUCCUCUGCGCCAGCUGCGUCGCCUGGCGCUUCAGAUGCCGCCCCGAACACUGCAGCAAAGAAAUACACGCGUGGUACAUUGUAUGGUACCACGCAAGAGCCUGCCAAGGACUCGCCUGCGCGCAGCACGACAGAGGGCCUGGGGCUCUUGUCGCUUGCCCUCAAGGAGCGCAAGGCGGCACGCGACGAGAGACAUCUUCGCAGCAUUGCGCUCGCCAAGACCGAGCUCUACGUUCCGGCGCCAAAGGUGUACACCCAGAAGGGUCACAUGGCCGGUAUCCUCGCGCAGUACGAGGAGCAGAACCGCACUGCUACUACGUCGUCGACCGAGUCAGCUGUGCCGACCGUCGCACCCACCUCCACGAUUGCACCUGCUGCCGCACGUGAGCCCAUUCCGAAAUUGGAACGAUUGGCAACUCCCCCGACUCCCCCGACAGAAGAGCCUAGGGCGCCGUCAACCAGGGAGGCGAUCAUCCAGUCUGCCAUGUCGCCGCUGAUGGACGACCUGGCGGACCCAUCCGAGUCGCCCUCGACCAACGACACCGAGGAGCAGCGAGGACCUGCGCUCAAGGAACUUGAAGAGCUCUCGGACGAGGACUUUGAGGCUGCGUUUGCCAGUUUCGAGUCGUUGGUGGUCCGUGACCGUGUACUGGGUCCCGACGUGGAUGAGGAUCCCAAGGCCGCAGCGGCAGCGAUCCGCAAGACAGUGCUGGCCAGGCGAAAGGCCUCGCGGGAACGCUCCUGCCAGCGCCGCGUCAAGAAGGAAGCCGCACAGCGAGCAGAGGGCAAACAUGGAGCUAAACCUGAAAAGAAAGCACUCGCCAACGCCAGAAACGCUAAAGCGAAUGUCGUGAGCGCCGUUCCCGUCAGCCAAGAAGUUAUCGAUCUCAACGUCCCCGACGAGCGCGCCAAGGAGGCCAUCCCGUCAAGAAACUGGGCUGCGCUCAUGACAAAACACGAUAACGCGGAACUGUCACCCCCAUUGGCGCAGGCCACAAAUCCUGACAGUCCUGCUGCCACCAACGAGACGACGGAGGCACCGGCGGCGCUCGAGAGCUUGGCGGCAGCUUCCGAGAGCACACCACGGAAUGGGACUAGGCUCGCUACGAAGGCAUUUAAGCAGCCCUCUGGACACGUUGUGGGACUCGCGAGAAACGUAACCGAAAGCAACGCCAACCCUAAGAUGACUGGCGGCAUUGUUGACCGCAACGAUAAGCCCAAUGUCAAGCCCGCUAAGCCCGCUGUCGAGCCUGCUGACAACACCUUCCAUGGACUGAACCUCAACAAGCUCCCACGGCUCACCGAGCGCAAGGUGGUCCUCGUCCCCGCCGAUUUCAACGAGACAAUCUCGGUGGCGCGAGAGCAUUGGCAUGUCGCCUCGGACCAAGGUUAUUUCACUGUGCGUGCCGCCUCGCGCAAAGUUCUCGCCUUUGGCGGUUUGGGCAUGAAAGAAGAGGCGCGGACAAAGGCCGAACGUGAAGCGUGGCAAGUGGCCGUCGACGCAUUCUUGGCGAGUAAGGCGGCCGGCGAGGUUGUGCUUCCCAAAGUGGUCUCCAAGCAGCCGUUUCGCUUGUUGCUCAGCCAGGUUCCACGGAAAUCUCCCGGUAAGGGCGGCAAGGAGGACGACAAGGGUGACGAGGCUGUGACCUCGGCAAGCAUGGUUCAAUGCUACUUCAGCGCGUCGAAAUCGAAUGUCUCCAAACUGUCCGUCGAGCGCCGUCAUGUGCGUAACCGUUUUAUCCAAGCGCUGUACAUUGUCGUCAACCACAUCGACCCCGAGCUCGUCAAUCCCGACUUUACAUAUGCCUUUGCCCUGAAAGACGGCAUCUACGACCUGCCGCCCGCCGACCUCUGCACAAGGAUCCAUCACCAACUGCAAAAGCUGUCUGCGUUCACAAAGGACUCGAACCGCAGCCCGAGCUUGAUUACUGAGGGCUCGACCACGGCCACGUUCUUCUCCAACCUCCGCCGCCGCGGCCCGCAUGGACGAAAGAGCGUUGAAGAUGGAGGCGACGGAGGAGAAGAAGGGUGGGAGACAGACGUCAAGACACGAGAGCGCCGGGGGUAUUUGGGCAAGAGCUUUGACCCGAAUUUCAAGCACGUGAGGACCAAGGAGCCACGUUCUCGCGCAAAGGUUCUGUCCGCGAUAGAAUCCGGGUGUGGGCCGUUUCCCAGCGAUACAAGCGACAGUCGUUCGCCCAUCUUUAUGCGUCUGCUUUUGCAACCAGAUGCCCCUCGCUCCGACCCACCGCCUCAGAGUUAG
This is a messenger RNA of Apiotrichum porosum, 2418 nucleotides long. RefSeq lists its product as uncharacterized. The record is from RefSeq and is a predicted model, not a curated record. The coding region runs from base 1 to 2418 and encodes 805 amino acids. The transcript has 3 exons. Lineage: Eukaryota; Fungi; Basidiomycota; Tremellomycetes; Trichosporonales; Trichosporonaceae.